Molecule: messenger RNA, 885 nt
Organism: Sphaeramia orbicularis (orbiculate cardinalfish)
Lineage: Eukaryota; Metazoa; Chordata; Actinopteri; Kurtiformes; Apogonidae
Product: aquaporin-10-like
Exons: 7
Coding region: 1-885 (294 amino acids)
Biological process (GO): glycerol transmembrane transport; water transport
Cellular component (GO): basolateral plasma membrane; plasma membrane
Molecular function (GO): urea transmembrane transporter activity; water channel activity; glycerol channel activity
Source: RefSeq, a predicted model, not a curated record
AUGGAGACUCUUCUGAGGAGAUGUCAGAUCAGAAGCCAGAUCGUCAGGGAAUGUAUAGCGGAGUUCCUUGGGCUCUACAUCGCAGUUUUAAUCGGAUCUGGCGCGGCGGCCCAGGUUGUCACCUCCCGGGGCACCCAUGGUGACUACCUCACUAUCCAACUUGGUUCAGCCCUGGGAGCAGUAUUCGGGAUUUUUGUAGCUCGAGGAGUUUCAGGUGCUCAUCUAAAUCCCGUGUACUCCUUGAGCCUGUGUGUGUUGGGCCGCCACCCGUGGAAGAAGCUGCCGUUGUAUUCCCUUUCGCACCUGGUCGGAGCGUUUCUGGGGGCAGCGACAGUUUAUCUCCAGUACUACGAUGCCAUCCAGACAUUCAGUGGAGGUGAACUGUUGGUGGCAGGCCCCAAUGCCACCGCGGGUAUCUUCUGCUCGUACCCAGCAGACCACCUCAGCUUUUGGGGAGGCCUCGUGGAUCAGGUGGUUGCCACUGCACUUUUCCUGCUCUGCUGCGUGGCUCUUGAGGAUCAGCGAAACGGACCCCUCCCUGAUGGUCUCCAUCCAGUCCUGGUGGGGGCGCUGAUUCUUACCAUGGGAGUCUCCAUGGGCUCAAACUGCGGCUUCCCCCUCAACCCAGCCAGGGAUCUGGGGCCCCGGCUGUUCACCUUCGUCGCUGGCUGGGGGGAAGAAGUGUUCAAGGCUGGAGGUGGUUGGUGGUGGGUCCCCAUAGUGGCCCCCUUUGUGGGCGGGCUGCUAGGAACCCUGACCUAUGAGCUUCUGAUUGAAGCGCACCAUCAGACCACGCCGCAGAGUCCACAACAGGAGCAGGAGGCAGUGGAACUGGAGGAGGUGGUGGUGGACUCUGGAAACAACAGACGUACAACUUCCUCUUAG